Molecule: messenger RNA, 1695 nt
Organism: Dioscorea cayenensis subsp. rotundata (Guinea yam)
Lineage: Eukaryota; Viridiplantae; Streptophyta; Magnoliopsida; Dioscoreales; Dioscoreaceae
Exons: 16
Coding region: 76-1557 (493 amino acids)
Source: RefSeq, a predicted model, not a curated record
CUGAACAUACGCAUACAAAACCGAAACAUCUCUCUCUCUCUCUCUCUCUCUCUCUCUCUCUCGCGUUCGCUCGCAAUGCCGGCGUCCUUGAACGGAGGUGGACCGAAUGAGAGACCCAAGGACGUGAUCCGGUUGGAGAGGGAGUCUGUAAUCCCCAUCCUCAAGCCCAAGCUCAUCGUCAAGCUCGCAGAACUCAUCGAACAUAGUUCUGACAGAACAGAAUUUCUGAAGCUCUGCAAGAGAGUUGAAUAUACAGUUCGAGCUUGGUACCUUCUUCAAUUUGAGGAUCUCAUGCAACUCUACUCCCUCUUUGAUCCAAUUUACGGUGCUGAGAAAUUGAAACAACAACAUUUAUCAUCCGAAGAGGUUGAUGUUCUUGAGCAGAACUUUCUGACAUAUUUAUUUCAGGUAAUGGAAAAAAGCAACUUCAAAAUUGUGACUGACGAGGAGAUAGAGGUUGCACAUUCAGGCCAAUAUCUCUUGAAUCUCCCUAUCAAAGUUGAUGAAUCCAAGCUUGACUGCAAGCUUUUGUCAAGGUAUUUUAAAGAACAUCCUAAAGAAAACCUACCAGAAUUUGCAGACAAGUACAUUAUCUUUCGUCGAGGCAUUGGAAUUGAUCGCACAACUGAUUUCUUUGUGAUGGAGAAGUUGGAUAUGAUCAUUGCUCGUAUGUGGGCAUGGUUCCUAAGGGUAACUUGGAUUCAGAAACUCUUGCCAAAAAAAUCAACAAAAUCUAAGAGAGAUCCAAAGAGAACUGAUGAAAUUAGUACCGAUGUAGAAGAUCAGGACUUAUUUGUGGAACGCAUUCGGAUUGAAAAUAUGGAGCUAAGUACAAAAAAAUUGCUUGGCAAGAUCACAAUACAGGAACCAACUUUUGAUAGGAUGAUUGUUGUGUACAGGCGAGCAAGCUCCAAGACUAGCACAGAUCGAGGGAUAUAUGUAAAGCAUUUUAAAAAUAUUCCCAUGGCUGAUAUGGAGUUGGUUUUGCCAGAAAAGAAAAACCCCAGUUUAACUCCAAUGGAUUGGGUACAAUUCCUUAUUUCUGCAGUCAUUGGACUUGUUACUCUUAUCACUUCUCUGGAAAUGCCAAAAGCUGAUUUUUGGGUUGUGAUAGCUGUCCUUUCUGGUCUUAUUGGCUAUUGUGCUAAGAUCUACUUCUCGUUUCAACAGAACAUGGCAACUUACCAAAAUCUAAUCACACAAUCAAUGUAUGACAAGCAACUGGAUAGUGGAAGAGGCACCCUUCUGCACUUGUGUGAUGAUGUGAUUCAGCAGGAAGUCAAAGAAGUGAUAAUUUCUUACUUUAUUUUAAUGGAGCAAGGAAAGGCUACCCUAGAAGAUCUUGACAUUCAGUGUGAGCAACUGAUUCAGGAAGAAUUUGACGAGAAAUGCAAUUUUGAUGUUGAGGAUGCUGUCCAAAAGUUGGAGAAGCUUGGCAUUGUUGCACGGGACUCAAUUGGAAGAAUAUACUGCCAUUCACUGAAACGAUCCAAUGAGAUCAUUGGCACAACCACUGAAGAAUUGGUGUUGAAAGCAGCACAAGGCCUUGCGGCUUAAUCUUUCAAGCUCAAAAAUGAUCAGACAUAAGAAGUUGCAGAAGAGCAUUUGCCGUGACAUCUUGUUCAAUCAGUGAAAAUUACAACCCCAGUAUCAAGAGUCCCGGCCGAGUGUAAUAAUACUUUCUGUACCUUUUUU